AUGGCUCCACCUCCGAGGCGCAGCGGUAGACUAAGAACUCUUCCAAUCACAAAACAACUCGACAAACCAAAAGAACCUCCCACCAAGAGGAAACGUAAAUCCAAUCUGAUCAGCGACAGUGACAGUGAUGGUUCGACAUCCCCAGAGCCGACCCCCGGAAAGAAGCGUAAGAAACAUCAUGAAAUUCCAAGCGAUGCAGAAGAGCAGUCUAGCGACGGCAGCGAGUACCGCGGCGAAACCGACGACUUGUCAGAAGCAUCCAGUGAACUAGACGACAUUGUUAGCGAGACGGAAAGCGAGAUACAGGCUAUUCUGGCGAACGGUAGCGAUGGCGAUUGUGAAGAUGAUAGUGGAGGGAGAGCUGAGGGAUCCAAGAAGAAGAAAACGACGAAGGACGGCAAGGGCAAAGAAAAACGGAAGGCAUCAAAGGACGGAAAGGGCAAGGGAAAAAAUGUCGGAAAGGGCAAGGAAAAAAAUGUCGGAAAGGGCAAGAAGAAAUCCAAGCUAUCUCGGGAAGAAAAAGGAAAAGGGAAAGCGACGGCAUCAGAGACGACCAAUGCGGGCCACGGCAACGCCGGGGGAACUGGUGGGAGAGUUACAAACCAUGAUGUGACCUCAAGUAGCAACACCGCAUCAGCUUUCGCGAACGUCUCGCUUGAACAGAUGAAGGAUACCCUGGAGCUGGUCGGGAUCAGGAGCACUAUUGGUAAAACGCAUGCUGAAUUGGCAAGAUUAUGCAUGGCAUUUGCGCCAUUAAUUCAAAAAAGCGGAUCUUCUACCCUGUUUGCGGGGAUUUCAAACUCCGACAAUAGACCUCCGACUUCAGAGCAGAUCCCUCUCUCUAGAAUUCCCGAAAGUUUGCGCGAUGAAGCCUUGAGCCCUCAACGGAUCCCCUCUCCCCUUCCGGGGCCUUCCCACGUAGUCGAUAGAGCUCAAGAGCAGGUUCAUUCCCAGGAUGUCGGCAGUUUGCACGAGGAACGAUCUAGCAGCUCAGGCGAAAGCAGCUCAACCGUGAAGAAUGCUACAGCUCCAUUGCGUGAUACUGAUCACAUCGCCGAGGAAGUCGCAGACCUUAUUUCUUUGGGUACCCCGGACAAGAUGCCUGCAGCUGAUGUGAAUUGGGGCACCAUUCAUCAAGGUCCGCCUCCCCACCGCCCUGGAUCAGAAGGCGAAGCGGUGCACUGUUCUCAUGGUACCUCAGAAAAUCCUGAUAGCCAUGAGCUCCACCGCGAUAUCGAAAUGGCCGCAGCGGAGGGCCCUCACAGCCCGAAUCAUGCUCGCGCAGACCCCUUCGCUACUUUAAUCCGGUCCGUCAAUGACAUUGCCAAAAGGACGGCAGACCUCCAGGAGGAUAUAAACACCGUUCUCAGUAACCAGCGCGAUAUGACAGAAACCCUCCAAGCCAUCUCAGAAAAAGUACAGGAAAGCUACGACAAGGAUACACUCGCGGGAACUGCAGCUCGUAGGAAUAAACCCCAAAAAAGGAGAUCUGACACGUCGGACUCUUCAUUGCCUCCGCGUCAGCGAAAGUUUGGAGAACUGAUCCGACAACAUAUGGAGGCUCUUCUUGCUUGGACGCCUGGCCGCCACGGUAUAUGCCCCCCCUCCCCACCAUCUUCCCCAGAAAGAAACCGCUGGUUCGGUGAAACUUCAAACUCCAAUUCAGAUGACGAAACUAUGUCGGACGAUGAAGGGGGGCCUGCGCACACGCACGCUACAGAGCAGCAGCUGGUGAUCAUGAAAAAUAUGUUGGCCUCAAAGCGAAUGAAGCGGUUCCGUCCGGAUUUGCGCCAGCCAAUUUCAGAUCCAGUCAACGAAUUCUGUUGGCAAAUUGCAACCGAUAUUUUUAUUGAGCUGGUCAAGUGUAAGGAAUACAACGGCCUUCAGCCUGAGGAAGAGACCCCGGAAGCGGUUAUGAAGGCAAUCAAGGGUUAUGCCAAAGACAGAUUAUACCGAUUAUGGCGUGAGAAUAAAACGUGGAGCCCAGAACAUCGAGACGAGCAGAAUAAAAAACAACUUCGCAAUGUCCGAAGACACAAUCUUAAGCAAUCUCGCUUGGAAGCGGCCGCAGAGAUUGGUGGUCUCAAUAAUAUGGUACCCAUAAUUCGCGGAAGUUGUAGCGAUGAUGAAACUGACGAAGAAGCUAUACCCACACCGAUCCUCUCGAAGUAUCGCCAGAAGUAUUGUAAAACGAAGAGAUUGCCCUGGCGAAGUAACGAGUUGGAAAACAUCCUUAUCUUGCUAGACAGGUAUCGAGAGCUCAAAGAAAGUAGCGAAGUCCUUGGACGUAGAGGAUCACCUUCUCGAGUCCGCCGUCGUCCUCGCGAGGGCCAGACUAUCAGUUUAAUCAAACCAGCAAAGGAAGUCCCAAAGGAAUGCUAUGACCCCGUCUGGCUACAGCAGCAAAGUCGCCAAACCAAGGCCGCUUUAAAACUCUCUGAUAGUUUACCAGAAGUUCUCUCAUCCGCUUUGAAGCGCAUUCAAGAGGCAGCACCCGCCUUAUUUAAGUAG
This is a messenger RNA of Puccinia triticina, 2511 nucleotides long. RefSeq lists its product as uncharacterized. NCBI's taxonomy places the organism in Eukaryota, Fungi, Basidiomycota, Pucciniomycetes, Pucciniales, Pucciniaceae. The transcript has 8 exons. The coding region runs from base 1 to 2511 and encodes 836 amino acids. The record is from RefSeq and is a predicted model, not a curated record.